UCAUUGGGGACGAUGCGUAAGUGGUUUCAUCAGAGAGGGAGGGUGGAAACGUUUUCAUGCGGAGCUGGAAGGAUUGAGCCGGCUAUGGCUGACGUCAUUGGGGGAGAAUGCAUUCAGCCCAUCUGGGCCCCAAUUGGCACAUCAUCAUCCUUAUGAUCUGUGCAGCUGCGUUUGUUAUCUCUAUGGCUUUGCAGGCAGGGAAGAUGCCAUUGGAGUCGAUUGCUUUUGAUCUCAGGAAUGAGAUUGACUUCAUCCUCAAUUCGUUCAUGGAGCAGAUGGCCGAAAAGCCGACGGUGGAGAUUGCUGCAUUUGUUGAAGACGAAAUACCACUGUUGAUCAAGGGAGAUCCAUUGAGGUUCCGACAGGUGAUCGUGAAUCUUCUUAGCAAUUCACUCAAGUACACAAAAUCAGGACACGUACUCCUGUGCGUUCGACUGGCACGACCCGGUGAGGAGUUCUCCGGUGGCUACCUAAGUCGCAAUCCGCAUCCUGCUCACAAGGCCUCCAUGGGUGUCCCAUGCAGUGCAGCAUCACCAGCCUCCUCUACGAGCUCGUCCCGAAAUGCAUCAAAUGGGGGAAAGGUUUCAGCUGAAGUUGUCGGUAAUUCUACGGAGCAGGCAGUUGCCGGAAGUUCGAACAAGGGUGGAGAUGGUACAUCGUAUGGACCUCCAAGGCAGUCCGCAUCCCUGCAAUCUGGCACUUCAUACGAUGAAAACCCCAACCGAAGUACUGACAGCAGCAGGAGCCCAAAGGAAGGUAGAGACAGAUCAGGGUGGGCUGAUACACAGAUCACAACUUCUCGGUACCCAGCUGCUGAUUCGGAAGAAGAGAAGACAGUGCAUCUGUUGUCGUCCUCCCGAUUGCAGCCGGAGAAAAGCGAGACGCCGGCUUUUGCCAAAAGUCUACUUCAGUCUUGGAGACAGUGGAGACCGAAGAACACAUUAGAACCAGUCAAGACGGGCAUGAGCAAGGAGGAGGAGGAGGGUGGAGAACAGAGGAAACCGCCUGAUGACGUGUUGUCAGUUAGUGGCAAACGGACAGCGGAAUCAGAUCAAUCAUGGUCAAAGCUAUGGCCUGUUGUCGACCCCACGCACACGGACUACCGUGGCCCUGUCGGAAUCGCUGACUGGAAGGAAAUUCGGCUUGUGGUGUCCAUAGAGGAUACAGGAAUUGGGAUUCCAGAAGCGUUGCAGGGGCACAUGUUUCGACCUUUCAUGCUUGCAGAUGUGGGUACUGCUCGCCUGCACAGUGGCACAGGUAUAGGGCUAACGAUAAUCAAGAAGUUGGUAGCACUGAUGGGUGGUAAAGUAGACUUUAACACCACUCCUGGUGUGGGUGCCACAUUCUACUUUAACAUGAAGGCAGAGAAGGUAGAGGAAGGGAGUGAGGAACCGACCUUUAAUGCCAGGAGUGAAGUACACCGUCAUCUGGAUGGUGUCAUUGCAGUGGUCGUGGACGACAGACCCGCGCGAGUAGCAGUUUUGGGGAACUACUUGAGACGACUGCGAGUUAAGUUGGUCUCCGUCAACGCUCUCGAAGAUGUCCCACAGGUUUUGCAGGAUUUGAAAUCUGGUCGGAUGGAAUUUUUGAAAGGUAACAAAGGUGACGAUGCAGCAGAGGAGGCGUCCAAGGGGCAAGAAAAGGGCCAUGCUGCGGACGGCAAGGUUGAAAUGCCGAUUGUGGUGAUUGUGGACGGAGAAUCGUUAGACAGAAGGGGUGUUCUAAAAAGAGACUGCAAGAAGGUUUUCGGGGAUGAUUUGCCAAACAUGGUGCUGCUGAUGAACGACAAAUCGUGGGAUAAGCAUGCCGCAAAGAAUGGUUUCAAGAGCACUAUGAUGAAGCCAGUUCGCUCAAGUGCCCUUCUUGCAUCAUUGACUGCAAGUAUCGGCCACCUUCUCACAUCGUCAGACACAACACCACAAGCCACCAAAUCAGAUGCUGCUUCCCAUAGUGGAGACACAGCAAACGUGAUCAAAGUCCUCAUAAAAGGAAAACACUUCCUUGUGGUUGAUGACAAUAUGGUGAACAGAAAAGUGAUCACCAAGCUGUUGGAGGGCUUUGAGGUGCAAGCAACAGCAGUUGCUUCAGGGCAAGCUGCACUGGAUGUUCUCAAGCAUCCCCACACCUUUCACUGCGUAUUGAUGGACAUCCAGAUGCCGGGGAUGGAUGGCUAUCAAGCGACGAAGCUGAUCCGCAGCAUGGAGAAUGCGACGAAGGUGCCGCACGUUCCUGUCUUUGCUCUCACCGCCGACAUCUUGCCGGAGACGAAGCGGUAUGCAAAAGAAGCAGGCAUGGAUGGCUAUCUGAUGAAACCCAUUGAAGAGGAUGCAUUUUGGGUUUGGUGUCCGAUGGGAGUUUGCAAUGCGCUUGCCACGUUUCAGCGAGCAAUGAACAUGACGUUCCAGAAUUUCGUCAACAAGACACGGCUGACGCAAGGGAUGAUUAACUUUUGUGCGAUCGUGUACAUGGACGAUAUCCUGGUCUAUUCGGAAACCUAUCACGGGUUUGCGCAACAUAUUGAAUGGACAUUGGGCGCACUGAGAGAUGUUGGGUUCAAGAUUGCGCUGGAGGGAAAAAGCGAAUUUUUCCUCUCGAAAAUUUCGUUCUUGGGCUACGUCGUGACACGUGGAGGAUUGCGGCCGGACUUGAGAAAAGUUGCGGCGGUGAAGGAAGCCCCGGUUCCCACGUCACUGACGCAGUCCGAUAUCCAUCCUCGCCUUUCCUGCUGUCUAGCGACCCUUGUUGUCCCCGACAUUCAUCCCCCACACUGGGAACUGUGGCGCGAAGACUUCGUCGAGCUUUCACUGUGCUUGGUCGAGGCACGGCUGACGUGGACCGAGGACAAGGAGCGCCCGCCUUGCAUAGAGCGCCUGGAGUUGCUGUUCAUCCAGGCUUGGCGAACCAACGUGGAGGGAGAACUCCUCGUGUUUCUGUUCGGUAUAGUACGGCCCGGACAUCAGGAACUCAUCGCGCAAGAGCUCGCGAUCCCGGUAGCGCAGCUGGCGGACGAUCUCCCUCUCGACAUCAUCUCGCAAGACGGCGAGCACCCGAUUCCUCAUGUGCUUUCUCGCACGUUGACGCCGUAUCUCCAGUGGUCGGCUUGUGUGCAGGGAGCCGCAGAGCGCAUCCCGCCGUCGCAGCAGCAGUAUUUGGAUCCCAGGACGGUUUGUGAUCCUGCCUUCUUCAGGCAUCCAACGGCAGAGCAGCUUGCUGCCAUUCGAGAGGAAGAAGAGGAGGGAGAAAGCACUGAGAGUGACGAAGGAGAAGACGAGCGGGAAGAAAGUGGGGAAAGCGACGAAGUACUCGGGGAAGAGGACGAAACCCCCGAAGAAGGAAGCUAUAGCGAGCAUAGCGAGGGGGAGCUGAGCGAAGAAGAAGAAGAAGAAGAAGAAGGAGAAGAGGAGAACGAAGAAGGACCUGUGGAAUCGGAGUGGGAAGCUGUGCCGGAAGAAGCGCUGCGCACGGGCACGGAGGCUGAAGAUUGGGAGGCGGCCCGCAAAAGAGAAGAAACCACGGCCGGGACGAGGGAACUAGAGUUUGUGAGCGGGGCAAGCUUGCACGUCCACGACGACCCAAACCAAGAUCCGGAGCCGCCCCGACCAGAACAUGGCGACCUCACGGCCACGACUCCGACCCCAUCAACACGGCGACGGAGUCGAUCCCCCUCCUCCCCAACCCGUCCCCCAGUUCGCCGACGUACCGAUACGGGUGAUAGGCCUUCGAGGAGGAGGAGGAGGAGGAGGAGGACAAAGACGGAAAAGAGGGAGGGAGGAGGAGGAGGAGGAGGAGGACAAAGACGAAAACGAGGGAGGAGGGAGGAGGAGGAGGAGGAGGAGGACAGAGACGGAAAAGAGGGAGGGAGGAGGAGGAAGAGGACAAGAGAAAAAGAAGGCGGAGGAGGAGGAGGAGGAGGAGGAGAAAGACGAAAAAGAAGGGAGGAAGACGACAAAGGGGAAGGAGGAGGAGGAGGAGGAGGAGGAGGAGGAGGAGGAGGAGAGGGAAGAGGAAGAGGACACAAGAAAAAGAAGGCGAAGGAGGAGGAGGAGGAGGAGGAGGAGAAAGACGAAAAAGGAGGAAGAGGACAAAGGGGAAGGAGGAAGAGGAGAGGGAAGAGGAAGAGGACGAAGAAGAAGAAGAAGAAGAAGAAGAAGAAGAAGCAGAAGCAGAAGCAGAAGCAGAAGCAGAAGAAGAAGAAGAGGCAGAAGAAGAAGAAGGAGGACGGGGAGGGGGCAGAAGCAGAAGAAGAAGAAGAGGCAGAAGAAGAAGAAGAAGGAGGAGGACGAGGAGGGGGAGGAGGAUGAGGACAAAAAAGGAGAAGAAGAAGAAGAAGAAGAAGGAUAAACAGAGAGAUGUCACAUCCAGCAGUGAAUCGUGCUCUGUAUCUAUGCGCUACUGUUGGCAGCAACCAACGCAGACGACAGCUGCGCGCGCAAAUGCCACCGCCCAUACUUUUUCCGUCAUCCUACUUCGCUGUGUUUUUUUUGAAGAGGCUGGACCUCAAACCUAGAUUUUGAAUUGGGUAAAAGAGCCCUUGAUCCGAUCACCUCUUCUCUCAUUCCGAAGGGGUAAGGGAGGCGAAAGGGAGGGGUGAAGGAGAUGGCGGGGUGGUUGGGGGGGUAGAACACGACCUUGUUGGGUUUAGCAGGCAGCUGGAUGAGGCUCGCGUGGAGGGUUUAAGACCAGCAUGAACAGAGAGCAGCAAAUGGGCCAGAUGGGACAUGACCCACCCACGGCUUCCGAUAGGAAACAGUAAUGGAGCGAAAGGGGGAGGGGGGAGGGAGAGAGAAGAGAGAGAAGGGGAGAAGAGGGAUUGUUUAACUCUAGUUGCGAACGUAUAUAUAGAGAGAGAGAGAAAGAGAGAAGAGGGGAAGAGGAUGACUCGUUUCAACUGCAGGUGCAAAGAUAUAGCCCAGACAGGUUUUGAGGUAGCUUCUUUUUUCUAGCGAUAUUCCCUUCCCCCCUGGCCCCCUGCGCCCCCCCCCAUCGUCCUUUCCCUCCGAACCAAAUUACCUCUCGCUAAAAGAGCUACAGUAGGCAGCCAGUGCAGCUGAUGAGCUCUAUCUAAAUUAG
Chara braunii is the source of this 5070-nucleotide messenger RNA. NCBI's taxonomy places the organism in Eukaryota, Viridiplantae, Streptophyta, Charophyceae, Charales, Characeae. The record is from the annotation of a GenBank genome assembly.